AUGUACUUGACUUUGGAUGACACAGGAGGUCAGCGUGACAAGCGCAAGAUGAACCGCCAUGUCUACGACCAUAACGUCCUUGCUAAACUCACUACACACACACCUACAAUCCCAAACACAACUCUCCCAACCCUCCAUGCACAACUCGGCCUUCCCCCCACUGCGCUACAUGACGAACUAUCAACCCUCCAACAACAGCUCACUCAAUGCAUUGAGAGCCAGAUCGACCACCGGAAAAAGCAGGUCGAUGAGUGGAUGGAGAAGUGCUCAGCAGUAGAAGGAGAGUGUAUGAGAUAUGGAAGGGCUCUGGGUGGACACAUGAAAACGUCGGGGCCGAGUGUUGGGGAGAUCAGGAAGGAGCAAGUGCUCCCUCGUCGGUUUGAGAUGGUUUCAGAGCACCAGGAAAGACUACGUCAACAAUACCACACGAAACUCGAGCAACUGUUGAAUUUGACGGGGAGAUUAACUACCCUGGCGAACACUCUUGGCCAAGAGUUCUUUGUCGAUGUCAUGGAACCAACGUACGCCCCAGGAGAAAACGAGUAUGAUACGACUUCCUAUCGAGACGUGACCCCCGAGCGGUUUUCGCGGUUGGAGAAGGAGCUUGUGAGAGGGAAGGCGAAGUUCUCUGACCCCUUCCUCAAUGCAUCCAUAUCCAUGGCCAUAUCGACGCCCACUCCUCAUACGCGAACCCGCCCGAUCACCCCACUCCUGUUCUUUUCCGACGCCACUCCCCACCCCACCGAGUUCGUUGCUCGGAUGGAAGAGUUGGCGGAGGAAGAUCUCCCGGAGUCUCAUGCCUCGCUGGGUCUUGAAGGUGUCGAACCCACGCAGGCUCUUAUGACUUGGGCGGAAUCAACACGAGCGGAUCUGGAAGACACUAAGAAACGACGUGAAGCGCAUAUACAAGCUAUGUACGACCAGCUGGAGGCGCUUUGGCGGAGACUUGGUGUGGCAGACGCAGAUAUGGACGCGUUUGUCGAGGCGCAAAGGGGAAGCACUGACGAGACGAUCAAGACGUAUGAAGAGGAGCUCGAACGCAUGUUGGAACUCAAACGCGAACGUAUGGGCACUUUCAUCGAGAACGCACGAGAGGAGAUCAUCAAGCUCUGGGACGACCUGUUGGUCGGUGAGGAAGAGCGCGCAGACUUCGCGCCGUUCGCCGAUGAUGAACACACGGAAGAGCUUCUAUGCCUCCACGAACAGGAAAUCAAGCGUCUCAAAGAGGAACGACGCCUGAAAGAAAUAUUCGACAUCUGCGAAGACGAGAAAGAGCUAGCCGCGUCUGCUAGCGACCAGAGCCGACUGCUUGGCCGGGGUCCGCGAGAUCCUGGACGUCUCCUGCGUGAAGAGAAGAUGCGCAAGCGCGUGACAAAGGAGAAGCCUCGGCUCGAACAAGACCUUCUCAUGUCCAUCCCCGCUUGGGAGGCGGAGACGGGUUGCGUUUUCCUUGUCCAUGGAGUCGGCAUCGGCAGGUCCGGAACCGUCACCCCAGCAGUUCGCCCAGCGUCGAGCAUGGCGAGCUCGCAUUCCGUGCCCAACAAGCGACCACGUCUCGCUGAUUCAACUUCGAGUGUUCCUCCUGUCCCCACUCGCGCACCACUAGGCAGUAGCCGUGGUCCCAUCGUGAACCGAUCUGCGUCUCCAACGAAGAUCCCGCACCCAGGCAAGACCACCAGCUCUUCCCUCCCUCCUCAGCAGCUGGGGUCAAGCGGGCAUUCGUACGGAGGCUAUCAUGCCGCACAGCGCGCAACGUCCUACGGAGCCUCGUCUACGUACCGUGGUCCUGGCGCUACGGCCGCCGUGGCGAAAAAAGCAUCCCGUGCACGGCGGGAGAGCUUCAAGCCGCGUCCUAGUGUCGACGAGAACUGGGCGGUAGAUGCGGACGUUGGGCGCUGGCGGGCAGGGCUCGUUGGGGUGUCCGUCAAGGAGGAAGAUGAGUACUAG
Molecule: messenger RNA, 1947 nt
Organism: Epithele typhae
Lineage: Eukaryota; Fungi; Basidiomycota; Agaricomycetes; Polyporales; Epitheliaceae
Product: microtubule associated protein-domain-containing protein
Exons: 10
Coding region: 1-1947 (648 amino acids)
Biological process (GO): mitotic spindle midzone assembly; microtubule cytoskeleton organization
Cellular component (GO): spindle; mitotic spindle midzone; cytoplasm
Molecular function (GO): microtubule binding
Source: RefSeq, a predicted model, not a curated record